AUCAUCUUAUUUUAAAACAAAAUUUUGAAUUUGACUUUGUGCUGUCUCUCCAUGCUAAGCCAUAGAGGAAUAAGCCAAUUUUCACAAAUUAAUUCAUGAUUUUAUCUUCUUCGUGCUGAAAGAAAACCUCAUUACUGUGUAAAGAAAAAAAGCAAUUAAAAUAAGGAAACAAUAUCGUCUACAUUAUAAAAGUAGGGGUCCCCCUAAAAGUGGAAGGCAUUGCUCUGAAUUUUAUGGCAUUUGAAGAUAACCAAAAAAUUUAGUCAAGAAAAGGUGAUCUUAAAAUUUGUUUCCACUGUCUACGUGAAUGAAGACAUUUUUAUUAUCUUAUCAGACUAUAAUCAUUCUCCAUGAUAUUUUAAAUGCCAUUAUUCCUUGAUAUUUUUUAUUAAUUCCAUUGUAUAACUUUCAUGUACUUCUUUGUUUCCACUGCCUUUUAAUAGAUUGGCUGUUAAUAUUAGAACCUAACAGUAAUUCCAGAACUCAUUCUACAAAAAAACUUUCAUGUGAAAUUAUAAUUGUAGUUAUUACAAAAAAUUACUUUUAAUUAAACACGAGUCAUUUUAAAAUUACCGUGUAAAUCUCUUUAAAAAGAUAAUUUAUCUAUACACAGUGAAAUACAAUGUGAGAUUAUAUGUAUAAUAUAAGUUUUUAAGUAGACAGUGAGUUGCUUUGGUCUAAGGUUUAUGUUGUUAAGAAAGUUUACUUUUCUAGAAAUAAGAGUUCUACACAAAAAGGUCAAGUUACUUGAUACAUUCAUGCUCAUGCAGAUGAGAAACCUUAUCUCGUAGUACUUGUGAUAACAGUUUAUAACAGAAUAGUUAUAUAAAGGAGCACAAUCUUAAUUAUACAGGGAAAAAUUCGUAUUUUUUUAUGAAGUAUUAUAAAAGCUAUUUGUCAUGUUAAUCCUGGUGAGAAACAUUUUAAAAUAAUUUAAAGUUUUUCAAUAAAGGAAAAUUUAACGAACGCUAUCUUACCCAAACUGUUAAAAAAUCUUGUACAUAUAUUAUAAGCUAUAAAAGUUUUUUCAAAUGAGUUAUUUGGCAGAGCACAGUCGUGUGCAUACUGAUGAGAAACCUUAUUCUUGUAGCAUUUGUUACAAGAGAUUUACAAUGUCUUGCACUCUAUCUAGGCACUAUCGUGUUCAUACGGGUGAGACGUCUUAUUCUUGUGGUAUGUGUAAUAAAAGUUUUUCUCGGAGAAGUACUCUAAAUGUGCACAGUCGUAUUCAUACUGGAGAGAAACCUUAUUCUUGUAGUAUAUGUAAUAAAAGUUUUUCUCGGAGAAAUACUCUAAAUGUGCACAGUCGUAUUCAUACUGGAGAGAAACCUUUUUCUUGUAGUAUAUGUAAUAAGAGUUUUUCUGAGAGAAACACUCUAAAUGUGCACAGUCGUAUUCAUACUGGAGAGAAACCUUAUUCUUGUAGUAUAUGUAAUAAAAGUUUUUCAGCAGAGAAACAUCUGACAAGACACCAUCUUAUUCAUACAGGUGAGAAACCUUAUUCUUGUAGUAUAUGUAAUAAGAGUUUUUCUCGCAAAAGUAGUUUAACUGUGCACACUCAUGUUCAUACUGGUGAGAAAGCUUUUUCUUGUAGUAUAUGCCACAAGAGUUUUUCACAGAGAGGAUAUCUGAUAAUACACCAUCGUAUUCAUACUGGUGAGAAACCUUAUUCAUGUAGUAUAUGCCAUAAGAGUUUUUCUCGGCGAAGUGCUCUAAAAUUGCACAGUCGUAUUCAUACUGGCGAGAAACCUUAUUCUUGUAAUAUAUGUAGUAAGAGUUUUUCACUGAAAAGAAAUCUGACUGUGCACACUCAUGUUCAUACUGGUGAGAAACCUUAUUCUUGUACUAUAUGUAAUGAGAGUUUUUCACGGAGGAAGCAGUUGACUGAGCACAGUCUCGUUCAUGCUAGAGAAAAACCUUUUUCUUGCAGUAAUCUAUAAGAAUUUGUUUUAAAAGGGACUAGUCUGACUGCACAAUCGUGUUCAAACUCAUGAGUAAUUUAUUCUUGUAGCAUUUGAAAUGUGAGUUUUUCAGCAAAGAGUCAGCUGACAGAGCAAAGUGUUGUUCAUAGUGUGGAGAAAUUUUAUUCUUUAAUAAAUGUAAUUAUAGUUUUUCCCAGAUAAUUAGUCUGAUUGUGCCAAAGCAUGUUCAUAUUGGUGAGAAACUGUAUUCUUGUAUGUAUAAAGAGUUUUUCAAAAUAGUAAUAAUAAUAAUUCUAACUAAAAUGUGUCACUCUCAUAUUGAUGGGAAACUUUUAUCUUGUAACUUAGGUAAUAGAAUUUUUCCUUGAGAUUUACUCUAAUAACUCUCCAAAUUUCUGUUCAUGCUUUUGUGUAGCUUUAUAUUUGCAAUUUACUAUAAUAAUUUUUUUUUUUACAAUAUAGUGUUCCAGCUGUGAAUAAUAAGUGAAUUUUAAUUUAGAAAUCUCAUUCUUGUACUGCAUGCAAAUAAAUAUUUGUGAAGUAA
Messenger RNA from Parasteatoda tepidariorum (common house spider), 2466 nucleotides. RefSeq lists its product as uncharacterized. Gene Ontology annotation, molecular function: DNA-binding transcription factor activity, RNA polymerase II-specific. Gene Ontology annotation, cellular component: nucleus. The record is from RefSeq and is a predicted model, not a curated record. Gene Ontology annotation, biological process: regulation of transcription by RNA polymerase II. Lineage: Eukaryota; Metazoa; Arthropoda; Arachnida; Araneae; Theridiidae.